Molecule: messenger RNA, 1191 nt
Organism: Paraphaeosphaeria sporulosa
Lineage: Eukaryota; Fungi; Ascomycota; Dothideomycetes; Pleosporales; Didymosphaeriaceae
Product: PAF acetylhydrolase family protein
Exons: 1
Coding region: 1-1191 (396 amino acids)
Molecular function (GO): 1-alkyl-2-acetylglycerophosphocholine esterase activity
Source: RefSeq, a predicted model, not a curated record
AUGCAUAUGCUAAAACACUUGUUAACUUAUGCGAUACUAGCGCUGGGCGUGUUAUGGCCAUGUGAGGCGCUUAUCAUUCCACAGCCCAACGGCACAUACACGGUUGCUUUGCUCACCAGUACAUUGGUCGACAGCGGGCGGACUGACCCUUACGACCCAGAACAUCGCGAGCGAAACAUAACCAUAUCGCUUUUCUAUCCCAUCGAUCGGAAUGAGUGCGAACAGACAUGUACCGUUCCCUAUAUGCCUCCCGUCACUUCAGCGUACUACGACUCCCUUGUCGCAAGCUUUGGAGUUACCGGAGACAAAAUAUUCGAAUCAUUCCGAAUGCAAGUCUGCUGCAUACCUUCUCCGAAAGCUGCCUAUCAUGCUACGGAUUUUCCCUUGGUACUGUUCUCUGCCGGUCUCGGCGGUUCACGGCUCAUCUACAACGCUAUGGCGCAAGAUCUUGCAAGCACAGGAUACGCAGUCGUAACCCUAGACUCGACAUACGAUUCCGUCGUCGUAGAGUACCCGGACGGCACAUAUGUCAACGGGCUGAAUAUAUCGUUUUGGUGCAUCGAGGAUCCUCCUGGAUUUUGCAAACCAAGCGCAAAUGUACCAUCACUCUUGGAAACGAAUGUGAAGGAUGCACAGUUCGUGCUGGAGACCCUCGGGAAAUACACACCCGGGAAGUUCCCAAUAGCUGGUGCCGCUCGCGGUUUCAACGUCGAGCGGGUAGCAUAUGGGGGCCACUCGUUUGGAGGCGCAACGGCGAUCCGCGCCAGCAUGGAAGAUGUACGGGUUGCGGGAUCAUUCAACCUUGAUGGCGCCCAAUUUGGAAACAUAACCGACAGCUAUGCGGCUGUACUGCUUUUUGGUCGUGGGGACCCGUCGCCCCACAGCAGGAAUGACGAUGCUACGUGGCAGGAAACUUGGGAUCAUCUUAAGGGCUGGCGGCGAGAAUUCGGGUUGAGAGGUGCCGAGCAUACUGGAUUUGGUGAUAUGUCCUUACUUGCGAAGCUAGGUGGGUGGCCAGCGACGGGGAAGCUUCAACAACUUAUCGGGACGAGUGAUGGGCAGAGGAGCUUCGAAGUUGUGUUGACGUACGUUAGAGCGUUUCUUGGUUAUGUUUUUGAGAAAAAGGAUAGUGAGCUACUCAAUGGGCCAAGCGAGGCUUAUCCCGAGGUUGUUGUAGACGGAGGAGUUUGA